Messenger RNA from Periophthalmus magnuspinnatus, 2841 nucleotides. RefSeq names its product interleukin-17 receptor D-like. Bases 174 to 1874 code for a protein of 566 amino acids. The record is from RefSeq and is a predicted model, not a curated record. NCBI's taxonomy places the organism in Eukaryota, Metazoa, Chordata, Actinopteri, Gobiiformes, Gobiidae. Gene Ontology annotation, molecular function: interleukin-17 receptor activity. The transcript has 11 exons.
AGGUGCUGUUGGGAGCUGAGAGCCUCGUGUGUAAACCCUUCUGGAAGCCCAAGUCCUUGAAUGUGUCUCAGUUUGGCUCUAACCUCCAUGUGACCUUUGAUCCCGCCCCCUCGACCUUUCAUCUCAGUGUGUACUACUUUUACUAUAAACUGAGACAGGACGGACCCUUCAAGAUGCAGCGCUGCAAACCAGAUCUGAACCAGCCCAGAACCACCUGUAUCCUCUAUGACGUCACUCCUGGAACCUACAGCAUCGAGCUCAGAGACGACAGCAAUGUGACAAGGAGACAGACACAAUUCCAUGUCAGUCAAGUCCACUCUCCGUGGGCCGGUCCAAUCAGAGCCAUGGCCAUUACCGUCCCUCUGGUCAUCCUCUCCGCCUUUGCCACCCUCUUCACUGUCAUGUGCCGCAAGAAACAACAAGAAAACAUCUACAGUCACCUGGAUGAGGAGAGCAGUGAAUCCUCCAAUCAGAGCGCAGCAUUGAUCUCAGAGCGUCCUUGGCCCCGCCCCAAGGUGUUCCUGUGUUACUCAAACAGGGACUGUCCUAAACACAACAGUGUGGUGCAGGCCUUCGCUUACUUCCUGCAAGACUUCUGUGGAUGUGAGGUUGUGUUGGACCUGUGGGAGCAUUUGGAUAUGUGCAGAGAGGGACAGAUGUCGUGGUUGAGUCGACAGUUGGAUGAAGCAGAUUUCAUCAUGACAAUCUGCUCCAAAGGACUUCGUUAUUUUGUUGAGAGGAAGAGUCGCCGUGGAAAAACUCCAAUUGGACGCCGUGGCAACAGCAGCUCCUCCCCCAAAGACAGUGGGCCACUCAGCAGCAGUGAACGUGGCACCUCCAAGGACAGCGGACCAAUCGGCAGCAGCAGUGGGGGUGACUUGUUCCUGGUUACUGUAGCGAUGAUCUCAGAGCAGCUGCGAUUGGCCAAACAGAGUGAGAAAGAGCUGAGCCGCUUCAUGGCUGUUUAUUUUGAUUACUCCACAGAGAAUGACAUCCCUACAGCGCUCACCCUGGCCCCAAGGCUGAAGUUGAUGGACCAGUUGCCACAGCUCUUUUCUCGUCUGCACUCGUCGCACUCCUCCCUGUGGGAUGGAGCACCCCCUAACAUCUCACGGAGGAACUACUUCAGGAGCAAAUCUGGUCGCUCUCUGUAUGUCUCCAUCUGUAACAUGCACCAGUUCAUCUCGCAGAACCCCGACUGGUUCGACCAACAACUGCAUUCGCAAACAGGAAGUUCCGCCCCCAGCUCACUUCCUGUAUCCUGCGAGGCCACACCCACAUCAGCCCCACAGUCCAGUUUAGUCCUGAAUGAAGUUGCAGUGAAAACUCUAGACUCAGCACCAAAGAGGAACCUGGUCUUGUUGGCGCCAGGAUCCGGCCCGGGCUCAGUGACAAGUCUAAGUCCGAGUUAUAGUCCUGGUUAUGAUCCGGGUCCACGUUGCUCUCAGUCCUUGCCUAGAGCCUCCUCCAGGUGCAGCUCCAGUGUACCUGCCACCUCCUCCUCUGCUGUGUCCUCUGUAAUUGUCCCAUAUGUGAAGACUCCACCAGCUGUGGACCAGCUGAGACCGGUUCAGGACCAAGACUCGGGCCCUGUCCAGGGUCUAGACCAGGGACCAGACCCUUCCCCCCCUGAACCUCCCCCACGGGAUUCUGGAAUAUAUGACUCCUCUAUGCCAUCAUCUGAGCUUUCCAUACCACUCAUGGAUGGGCUGUCACAUGACCAUGUAGACUCCUCCUCAUUGGCUGACAGCGAGUCAUCUUCCUCUGGACUUGGGGAUGAGGAGCCGCCCACUGUUUCCUCUCUCCACUGCAGUGCCACCACUGUUUGUAAGGCAGAACUGCACCGACAGGACACCCCAGUGAUGUCACUGUGAACAACCAAUGAGAGCAAAGGACUCUAGUAACGUCAUCAGACAGACUUUUUAUGAAUGGAAAAAAGGGAGUUACGGAACAUUUGUAACCACUUAUUUGAAGGACUCAAUUGGACCAUUUUGAGCCUUUUCUUGUUUUGACUUAUUUUAACAUAAAUAUUUACUGUUAAUAAGAUUACAUGGCACUUUGACGCAGAAAUACAGGAAGCCACACAACACAAAUUGUUCAAUCCUUACCGUUUCUCCAAUCAUAUUGCAGCAGUUUGAUCACAUGGUACAUGAUAGACAGGCUUUAUGCCUUAUUUCUACUUGUAUUUAGAGCUCAAAAGCUUAAUGCAAUAACUCAGUUUUAUUUUACAUUUUUAUUCUGAAACUGCAUUCGUUUUUACUCUUUAUUUUUCAAAUGUCUAAUGGAAAAAUGGAAGUUUUACUUCAGUACUUUAUGAAGAUGUGAGUCUGGUCACUGGUGAGUCUCGCUGAGUUCAAAUGUGCAUGAUUGACAGGUGGAUUAGUCAAUCAGGGGCGUGCAUGGUUCGACUGUAUUAAAACAAAAAUGAAAAAGGAAAAAAAUAUCAGAAGAGACUGAAAAACAGCAUGGAUUUCUGUCAACAGAGAUGCAAUUUGCUUGGGCAUUUUUUAUUUAAAAGUGUGUCUUUUUUAUAUAUACCUUUUUAACAGUAAAUGAAAAACUUUAUUUCUGUGGAGAAUCGGUUACAUUUUACAAAUCCUCUAUAAAACCUGUACUUGUUUAACUAUUUCACAAUUCAUCAAAGGGAUGUUUUUUGUGUUAGGACUUUUAUUCUGAAGGGAAAAGUCAGCAUUUCCUGUUUGUACAGAUUUUAUUUUGGAAAUGUCUGAUGUUUUUAAAUGUUUUUAUUGCUGUUUAUUAAUAAUAAUUUCCAUAUUGUUCUACAUUUUAUAGAGUUGUACUGUUUUAUAGUACUGUCCUGUAGGAAUAAAUCAUUUAAUA